UGAGCGAGGAACAGAUGAUAUCUGUGAUUCGUUGGUUUACUGACAACAACGGCAAUAUUUUUAACGGUUUUUUUCAGAAUCGUCAGUCCGAUUUUUUCCGUGGUUCGAAGUACGUUUCGAAUGUUUAUUUUUUCGUUUCUUCUCGUUUACGACCUCAUGCGUUCGUAACCUCCAUAACAUAUCAUCUUAGAUUGAUACAGAUACGUAAAUAUUUCGUAUGUCAAGUUGUUUUCGUGCUAUCGUCCAAUGCAGUUCAUGCACGUCCGGUCCGUGCUCGUUGGUCUCUGAGUUGCCCUGAAGCCAGAACUAGAACUGCGUCUUCCGGAUCGUUUUCCCUCAUAUCAACGAUCGUCAGUCACUUGUCACGAUGUCUAAGUUCGUCGUUGAAUUUUCUCCCCCAGUUAAAAUUAAAUCAAAUGAUGACGAUAUAAAUACAGUAUUCAGCUAUAAUAUGAUAUUAGCACCAUUCCAAAAGCAGACUCAAAUAGAAUUUGCCAAUGUUAAAAUUAAAGAAGAAGCUGUUAGAUUUCUAACAGUCAUUAACCCACUUGAUAAACCAAGACAGUUUGCUUUACCUCAUUUAAGUGAUGGUAUACGUUUUAAUAUUUAUGAUUUUACUCUACAACCACAUUCACAACAUGAACUAUCAAUCACUUGGCAGCCAUUAGUAUAUGGAAAUAUGCGUAAAACAAUUAAAUUGGAACAAAAGGAUAGCAACAUAAAAUAUGAUUUUGUUAUUAUGGGAAAUUGCAUUGAUACAUUAAAUAAAAAAUUAAAGGGCGCUUCUAUAACAUAUUCCAAGUCAAAAAACUCAAACUUAAUAAGAAAACAAUUAAAUUGUGGUCAGAAAAAAAUUACUUUGAAUAAAACUAAAGUUACAAAUUAUAAAUCAGAAAGAAUUAUCUUAGGAAAAAAUGAUAAAAAAAAAUCUAAGCUUCACUGUCCAGAAUCGUCCAUUGAUCAAGAGAUUAGACGAGAAACCUUUUUAAUUAACGAUAAGGAAAAUUAUGCUGAAUUGGCGAAUAAAAUUUUUGAUGAAGACAUUUGUUCUAACAUAAUAGAACAUAAUUUUAAGUAUUCAAAUAAAAAAUUUCAAGAUCAUGAUAUCAAUAAUCACUUUGAAGUUCAUAAUCUAAAUAUGAACCGUAGUAUAAUGAGUAAUGAUUCAUUAGACGGAUCACUGCAGAUUAUAGAUAGCAACAAGUCUCCAUUUAAUGACUUUUAUUUAACACCAUUAAAAAAUACUAAAAAUUUGCUUUCUCCAUUUAGUACUACUAAAAAAUGUAAAAAAAAUGACAAUAAUUUAGCUUUUGCUUCAUUUAGUCCAUCGCCAUUUAAGCCAAUCGAAGCAUCUACUGGAGCUAAAACUUUUACUCCUGAUGAAAGAAAACCCAAAAGAAUCUCAGUAAAUCUUUGUAAUAAAUUUGAAGAUCCACUCAAAAAUGAUACAAAUAAAGAUGGUGUAACGUUUAUUAAAGAUGUCAAUCCUGGAUCGGUUAUAACACCUAUAAAUAUUGAACAAAAUUUUAACUUAAAACAACAAGAAUGGUCAACUGGACAUACAACUCUUCAUCAUUCAAUAAUUUCAGGAAUCACACCAAGCAGUAAAAAAUCUAAGAGACCUUCAUUUGUUAUUAAAAAUUCUCCUUAUUACAAAUGUAGCCCAAAAUCUUUAAUUUUAAAGAAUAAAUUGAAACAACAUAGUUUUCUUAGUCCACGAACAAAGCGAUUAAGAACUCCAAAACUAGAUAAGUGUGACCAGUACCUUAAAUGCUUAGCUAAUCCAGAACUUGUGUAUUUUAAUAAUGCUGAGGAUCCAUUUUUAAAAAUGUCUCAAUAUUAUGAAACUGAGUGGCUUGACAGACAAGAGUCUGAUAUGAUUCGAUGGUUAAAUGCAUUACUUAUGCCUACUGAUAAAUUAGCUGAUGAAGAACAAUCAGAUGACCUAGAACAAGCAGCUGAAGCUUGGGUCGAAGCAUCUCAGACAAACCAUAGAAAUAAGCCUCUGCAACUUGCUACUCAAAAAGAUUUAUUUGUGGCACAAAUAUAUAGACAAUCACCACAACAAUGGAGUGCAUUACGCAAAGCAACAUCUAAUCUUAUUACAUCUACAAAUGUGGCAACCGUUUUAUCAAAAUUGACUGUAUCAAUUGAAAAAGAUCUCAUUACAGUUCGUGAUGAUCGACAAAUACAUUUAGAUUUAAAUUUAAAGAAAAAAAUUACUGAUCUGUUGAAAUGUUAUAACCCACUUUGGUUACGAAUUGGACUAGAAGCUAUAUACGGACAAGUUGUACUUACAAAACCCGGUUCAAAUGACUUAGAUGGUAUUGGUUGGUUUAUACGUAAACAUUUGUUUAAUAAUGAUUUUGUUAAACAAAAAUUUACCAAAACAAAUGUACUUCAAGUGAAUUUUCCUUCAUAUAAUAUAGCCAUGAAAAAAUUUAUUUUAAGAAAAAUACUAAUGCUUAUAUAUUUUUUGGAUCGUGCAAAAGAACAACAUCUGAUUAGACAUAAUCCAUGCCUAUUCAAAAUUGAUUCACCUUAUAAAAGUAGCUAUGACUUUCUAAUGGGAUUUUGUGCUGACAUGGUGACUGCACACGGAGACAUAAUUCGGCGUUUGCGUAAUAUUGACUAUAACUUGACUCAUAAACAAACACAUUUGGAUGAAGUAAAUUAUGCUGUCAAAUCAUUAAAUGAUUUGAGAGAUGGUACCAGAAUCACUAGAGUUGUUGAAAUUUUAUUUAAAGGUGAACAGCUAUCACAAAAACUGAGACUUCCUGCCAUUUCAAAAUUGCAGAAAAUACAUAACGUGAAUUUGGCUUUAACCAGAAUAUCUGAACAUAUCAAUAUUGAAGGCAAUAUAAACACUCGUGAUAUUGUAAAUGGUCAUAGAGAAAAAAUUUUGUCAUUAUUUUGGCAAAUUAUUUAUAAGUAUCUAACUCCUCGGUACAACAAUGCAGCCUUAAAGAUUCAACAUUGGUGGCGAAAUAAUAGUCUUAAAUUAGUAAUAUUAAAAAGAAUUAGAACCAAACAAAGUUUCAAACGUAAUUUAGCUGCUAUUAAAAUACAGGCAUGUGUUCGUGGUUAUUUGACCAGAAAAUACUGGCCAGGUAUACAAGCAGAUUUGAAUGAAAACCGUCAGAAAUUACAUUUGGCUUCAACAAAAAUUAAACGAUAUCUUCAAAAUAAACUAAAAUUAUUAACUGAAGAACGAAAGCGAUUUAUAAUUUUGAAAAGAACGACUUUAUUUGUUCAAAGAAAAUUCAGAUUAAAAAUUGCAAUGAAAAAAGAACGACAACAAUUUUUGCUAGUCAAGCAGUCUAUUUUAUUGAUUCAAAAAGUGUAUCGUGGUUUUAUUAUAAGAAAGAAUUGGCCACUUAUUAAAAAGCUUCUUAUAGAUGAUAAGAUAAAGCGAAUAAAUGCCAUCAACAUUAUUAAACGCUCAUUGAGAAAAAACCUGCCACCCACAGAAGAUGAAUUAUUUUAUAAAAAAUUAAUAUUCAUGACUUUGAAAAUUCAAAGAAAAUUUAGGGCAAAUAUUUUGAUGAAAAAUCAGAUGAAAGAUUUUUUGAUUUUAAAGAAAAAUGCAAUUGUGUUACAAAGAAGAUUCAGAGCCAAACAAGCUAUGAUAGAUCAGAAAAAAUACUACUUAAAACUUAAAAUAUGUACACUUAAGCUACAAGCUGUAAUAAGAGGUUUCAUUGUACGGAAACAUUGGCCUACAUUAUAUAGUAAACUGCAGAAAAACAAAAUGAAUUUAAUUACCUCUAGUAACAUUAUUAAACGAGCCUUGAGAAGGAAUCUUCCAGUUACAGAAGACCGCAUUCAAUUUCUCAGACUAAAAAGUUCUGCCAUUGUUUUGCAAAACAGAUUCCGUGCUAAGCAAGAAAUGAAGAAGCAAAGAAAACUUUACCUAUUACUGAAAACUGUUACAAUUAAAUUACAAAGUAUUGUUAGAGGUUAUCUUCUGAGAAAACAAUGGCCAGAGUUACGAAAUAAAUUACAAAAGAAUAGAACUCAUUUAAUUGACUGCAGCAACAUUAUUAAAAAAUGCCUAAGAAAAAAUUUACCUGUUUCAGUAGAAAGGAUGGAGUUUAUUCAAGUUAAAUCGGCUGCGAUAGUAUUUCAGAGAAGAUUUCGGGCUAUAAAAAUGAUGAAAGAAGAUAGAGAAAAAUACAUCAAAAUGAAAGCUAAUACAAUCAAACUUCAAAGUAUAGUUAGAGGGUACAUAAUUCGAAAACAAUGGCCUGAAUUACGCAUAAAAUUACAAGCGAAUAAAAAUUAUUUAAUAAAUUGUAGUAAUAUCAUAAAAAGAACACUGCGAAAAAAUAUUCCAGUAACAGAAGACCAAAUAAAAUUCAUCAGAUUAAAAAAAUCUACCAUAUUUAUACAAAGAAAAUUUCGUGCCACUAAACAAAUGCAAAAACUGAGAAAACAAUAUCUUCAAAUUAAAAUAAUGACCCUGAGAUUGCAAAGUGUAGCCAGAGGAUAUAUUUUUAGAAAACAAUGGAUAUCUUUAAAAAAUGAACUGAUGGCCAAUCGGCAACAUUUAAUUAAUUGUAGCAAUAUAAUUAAAAGGGUGAUGAGAAAAAAUCUCCCAACUACUGAAAGUCGUUUAAGAUUCCUUGAAUUAAGAAGAGCUGUAAUUACUGUCCAAACCAAAUUCCGAGUUAAUAAACAAGUAAAGAAUUAUCGCACCUUGCGUAAUAAUGUUAUUUUAAUUCAACGAAAAUUCCGUGCCAACAUGGCUAUGAAACAACAAAAGCAAAUUUAUGAAAACAAAAAAAAAAUUACUAUUAGAUUACAAGCCUACUUUAGAGGAUACUUGGUACGCAAAAAAUGGCCAGAAACCAAAUGUGUGUUAAAAGCCUACCAAAAUAAAUUAAUAACAUCUAGUAAUAUAAUUAAAAAAUUUUUGAGACAAUCUUUGCCACCCACUAAGGAACGCUUAAGAUUUUUGAAAUUGAGACAGUCUGUAAUUAAAGUACAAUCAAGAUAUCGAGCUAUUGUUGCAAUGAAAUUAGCUGAAAGAGAAUAUUUACUUCAAAAAGAAAGCGUAAUCACAUUACAAAGAUAUUACAGAGCGUACAAGGCUAUGGUGAAACAAAGACGCCAAUAUGAGCAUCUCAAAAAGUCUUCAGUUUUGCUACAGUCCUAUGUUCGGAGAUAUUUAGCACUCAAACAUUGGCCUCAGCUGAAAAAUAGUUUGGAAACUCGCCGAAAACGUUCAAUGGAAGCUCUUGAGUGUAAACAGUUGUUAGCUGGUCAUGCGUUGCUCUUUGAAAUAAAUGUGGAAAUGCGAGCUGCUGUUAAGUUGCAAAGUUGGACCAGAAACGUGAUGUUGAACCGUAAACUUUUACAGAAGCAGAAUAUGGCUGCAUUAAAAAUUCAAGCAGCUGUCAGAGGAUAUUUUGUAAGAAAGAAAUUACCUCUGAUCAAGUAUGAAUUACAAAUAAUUAAACUUGUGCGAGCAGCUACAUUGAUACAGGCCCUAUGGAGAGGCUAUAGUGUAAGAAAAAAAUAUCAGUGCAGACGAGAAACAAUUCGAGUACCCAAAAAGGGUGCUCUUACAUUGGGAAAGAGACAUAAUGACGCUGUUGAUGUUUUAAACCGACAAAAGAAAAACGAAUAUUCUUAUCGAGAAUUAACUACAGUAUUUUGGAAUUUAGAAAUCUGUACAUCACUAUCAAAAGAAUUGUGUUUAAAAACUGCUGAAGGUAUCAUAGUGGACAUCAUUUUUCACUUUUUGCAGUAUUCUAAUCAGUCACAACCUAGUAUUGAGGCCAGAGAACCUGCAAUUCGUGUUCUUAUUAAUUUACUAAGAUACAAAGAAACUUCAUGGCAUAUUUGGGUGAGAACUGUUAAUGCUGAUAUAGUUAAAGAUCUUAUAAAGAUGUUAAAAACAUGCUGUGGUAAAAUUUGUAGCAAUAAAUUGUACUGUUCAGUUGCUACAUGGCUCUGGAUAGCUUUACAAGAUCCUAAAAAGAAACUUUAUAUUAAAAACAUUCCAACAGCCACUGUUGACUUGAAAAUCAUGAUGGAUACUCUGAGCAAAAAAUACAAGACACAUAAAGUGGAAAAGAGUAAAAUGGUAUUGCCUUCAACGCGACCUACUUGGAGUAUUGGCUCCAAAUGUCAAAAAUGUUUUGAUUCCGAUUUGUAUGCUACAGUCCAAAUCUGUAAGCUGUUGAACAUACCAAUUAAUUAAAAUAUUUUCCUUACUGUUUUCUUUUAUUAUUAUGACAUAUUAUUAAUUAUUUUAUCCAUUUAUA
This is a messenger RNA of Sipha flava (yellow sugarcane aphid), 6272 nucleotides long. RefSeq names its product protein abnormal spindle-like. The record is from RefSeq and is a predicted model, not a curated record. Gene Ontology annotation, biological process: mitotic cell cycle; establishment of meiotic spindle localization; spindle organization. The transcript has 15 exons. Bases 368 to 6208 code for a protein of 1946 amino acids. NCBI's taxonomy places the organism in Eukaryota, Metazoa, Arthropoda, Insecta, Hemiptera, Aphididae. Gene Ontology annotation, molecular function: protein binding. Gene Ontology annotation, cellular component: spindle pole.